CGCCACCACACCCAACCCAGCGGCCUGCUCCUCUGCACGCAGCCAGCCAGGACUGGGCCUGAGGAAUCUCCAGUGGAGGGAGCGCUGACGGUGUCUCUUCAGCUCCCGGAGGACAGACGGCUGCGAGGUGAUCGAGAUGGCCUGGUGGAAAGCCUGGAUCGAACAGGAGGGCGUUGCAGUGAAGGGCAGCCCCCACUUCAACCCGGAUCCUGACGCGGAGACCCUCUACAAAGCCAUGAAGGGCAUCGGGACCAACGAGCAGGCCAUCACUGACGUGCUCACGAGGAGAAGCAACGCGCAGCGGCAGCAGAUCGCCAAGUCCUUCAAGGCCCAGUUCGGCAAGGAUCUCACCGAGACCUUGAAGUCGGAGCUGAGUGGCAAGUUUGAGAGGCUCAUCGUCGCCCUCAUGUACCUGCCGUACAGAUACGAAGCCAAGGAGCUGCACGACGCCAUGAAGGGCUUAGGAACCAAAGAGGGUGUCAUCAUCGAAAUCCUGGCUUCUCGGACCAAGAACCAGCUGCGGGAGAUAAUGAAGGCCUACGAGGAGGACUACGGGUCCAGCCUGGAGGAAGACAUCCAAGCAGACACCAGCGGCUACCUGGAGAGGAUCCUGGUGUGCCUCCUGCAGGGCAGCAGGGAUGACGUGAGCGGCUUUGUGGACCCAGGACUGGCCCUCCAAGAUGCACAGGAUCUGUAUGCAGCAGGCGAGAAGAUUCGCGGGACUGAUGAGAUGAAAUUCAUCACCAUCCUGUGCACGCGCAGCGCCACUCACCUGAUGAGAGUGUUUGAGGAAUAUGAGAAAAUCGCCAGCAAGAGCAUUGAGGACAGCAUCAAGAGUGAGACCCAGGGCUCGCUGGAGGAGGCCAUGCUCACAGUGGUGAAAUGCACCCGGAACCUCCACAGCUACUUUGCGGAGCGACUUUACUACGCCAUGAAGGGAGCUGGGACGUCCGAUGGGACCCUGAUAAGAAACAUUGUUUCAAGGAGCGAGAUCGACUUAAAUCUUAUCAAGUGUCAAUUCGAGAAGAUGUAUGGCAAGACCCUCAGCAGCAUGAUCAUGGAAGACACCAGUGGCGACUACAAGAACGCCCUGCUGAACCUGGUGGGCGGCAACCCCUGAAGGCUCAGAGGACGAGAGCAAAGGCCAAGAAGCCAGAGCCACCAGGCCCUGCUUGCUCAACCUUGGCCAUGGAUGCGGGCGGGGGGUGGGGCACAGCAAGACCUUCAGUCUUCUAUCUCCCAGCUUCCGGUGCUUUACAGCCAGUUUUUCCAACCCAGGGGGGAGGGAUCAGCCUAGGCCACCUCCCUCCUCCAUCCUCCCAGGACAGUUCCAGGAGGCAGCACAUCGCCAACCUCAGCACCCACCUAGCCUGCCAAAGGGCUUGGUGUAAAGGGGUCUGCAGGGGCUCGUGGUCCUUUCUUCCUGCCUUACACAGGUGCUUCCCAAGCUUGGUUGAUCAGGGUCCCUUGGGCACAGGUUACACGGAUACCCAGCCCCACCCCCAUCCAUGAGUCUGGAUCUGCAGAGAAGGGACCAGGAAAUGUGGAAUUUUAAUAAGCAUCUCAGCCGAUAUGCUUCUCUUUCAAGAACCAGAGAGAAGGCUGUGAGAGCCUGUUUCAGAGCACACACUCCUGGCAGCUGAGAAAAGGACACACAUAUCCGGGCCAACUGGGAUGUCACUAACAUUCAUUCACCAGCCUCAUCGAAAAAUGUUAGGCUAUAGGUAGCAAAAUUCUCUCAGCGUCCUACUAACCAAGAAAGCUACGGAUCGGUGUCCAGACCCAAGGACGCUGUACUCCAAGAGGCCCAGCCUUCCCCAGUCAUUGAUCAAAUUAGCUGAUUUUUCCUCCCAUGGCAUGAACACGGAGCAUCUCUUAACCCAACUGAAUGGUGACCGGAACUGGUCAUUGGGAGAAGCUGAGAUGCCUGUGCUGUGCGUUUCAGAAUAAUAAAGAUUUACACAUUCCA
Molecule: messenger RNA, 1969 nt
Organism: Equus quagga
Lineage: Eukaryota; Metazoa; Chordata; Mammalia; Perissodactyla; Equidae
Product: annexin A8
Exons: 12
Coding region: 137-1120 (327 amino acids)
Biological process (GO): endosomal transport; negative regulation of serine-type endopeptidase activity; endosome organization
Cellular component (GO): cytoplasm
Molecular function (GO): calcium-dependent phospholipid binding; calcium ion binding
Source: RefSeq, a predicted model, not a curated record